This is a messenger RNA of Harpegnathos saltator (Jerdon's jumping ant), 4431 nucleotides long. RefSeq names its product sodium chloride cotransporter 69 (gene Ncc69). The transcript has 16 exons. The record is from RefSeq and is a predicted model, not a curated record. Bases 109 to 2904 code for a protein of 931 amino acids. Gene Ontology annotation, cellular component: membrane. Gene Ontology annotation, biological process: potassium ion homeostasis; potassium ion import across plasma membrane; sodium ion transmembrane transport. Gene Ontology annotation, molecular function: sodium:potassium:chloride symporter activity. NCBI's taxonomy places the organism in Eukaryota, Metazoa, Arthropoda, Insecta, Hymenoptera, Formicidae.
AUCUUACGAACGAUUUAUCUCUAGGGCUCAGGCUCGCACACCUUGACCAUCCCACAUGUGAAACCCACGGCAGCUGGGGUAAAGUUUGGAUGGAUCCAAGGAGUGCUGAUGCGAUGUCUCCUCAACAUUUGGGGUGUGAUGCUCUUUUUACGACUCUCCUGGGUCGUAGCGCAAACCGGGGUCGGCCAAGCUAUUUUAUUGAUCCUCACGACGACGGUAGUCACGACGAUCACGUCCAUGUCGAUGUCGGCUAUCAGCACGAAUGGUCUCAUCAAAGGAGGUGGGACAUAUUACAUGAUUUCCAGAUCAUUGGGACCCGAGUUCGGCGGUUCCAUAGGUCUCAUCUUCUCCUUAGCGAAUGCCGUUGCCUGCUCCAUGUAUGUGGUCGGCUUUUGCGAGAGCAUGGUGGACUGCCUCAAGUCCUACGGUCUCUGUAUAGUUGACUGUCACACUACCGACAUUAGGAUCAUAGGUUGCAUAACGAUCGUCGUGCUCUUGCUGAUAGUGAUAGUGGGCCUGGAGUGGGAGGCAAAAGCCCAGAUAGGCUUGCUAAUAAUUCUUCUCGUGGCUAUUGCCGACUUCAUGAUUGGCACUUUUGUGGGUCCCAAAAGCGAGGAGGAGAGGGCUAAAGGUUUCAUCGGAUACAACGGGGAAUUGUUCAAGGAGAAUUUUUAUGCGGACUACAGGUACAAAGACGGCGUGAAACAUAAUUUUUUUUCAGUCUUGGCUAUCUUCUUCCCAGCGGCGACAGGGAUCCUGGCAGGUGCGAAUAUAUCCGGUGACUUGAAGGAUCCGCAAACGGCGAUACCGAAGGGCACGUUGCUGGCGAUUCUCUUGACAUCACUGUCAUAUCUGAUAAUGGCAAUUAUGGCCGGAGCUACCGUGAUGCGAGAUGCAUCUGGUGACGUUAAUGACUUGUGGACGACGUUUAACAGCUCUCUUAUGGCCCUGUUCAGCGUAGACAAUGACACUGCGGUCGAGAACAGCACGGUUCUCGCCGACCAGACUACCAAUCGCACCUGGAGCAUAUAUGGGACGGAUUUCAACUGUACCGCGGGGUGUCAGUACGGCAGCCAAAACAGCGCCGAGGUAAUCCAAUUGGUUUCCGGCUUCGGCCCGUUCAUCUAUGCCGGCUGCUUCGCUGCAACACUCUCAAGUGCUUUAGCGUCACUGGUCUCGGCGCCGAAGGUGUUCCAAGCGCUGUGUCUCGACAAGCUGUAUCCGGGAAUCGCGUGGUUUAGCGGCGAGAAAGAUAAAGAGCCGAUUCGCGGUUAUCUCCUCACUUUCGUUAUCGCCGUUGGUUUCAUUCUGAUCGGCGAAUUGGACGCGAUCGCACCGCUCAUCUCCAACUUCUUCUUGGCUGCAUACACUCUCAUCAAUUUUAGUACCUUUCAUGCUUCUUUGGCUAAGCCGAUCGGAUGGCGACCGACUUUCAAGUAUUAUAACAUGUGGCUCAGUCUCGCUGGUGCUAUCCUCUGUGUUUCUGUGAUGUUCCUGAUCUCAUGGUGGACGGCUUUGAUAACGUUAUGCGUAGUUUUAGCGCUGUAUUUAAUAGUCCAAUACAGGAAGCCCGAUGUAAAUUGGGGCUCGACCACGCAAGCCCAGACGUACAACAACGCGUUGACUGCGGUGCAGCAACUCGAUCGAGUGGAGGAGCACGUGAAAAAUUACAGGCCGCAGCUCCUGGUGCUCACUGGUGCACCCAACGCGAGGUCGUCGCUCGUCGACUUCGCUCAUCACAUCACUAAGCAUCAGAGUCUAUUUAUUUGCGGUCACAUCAUCGAGACACCUAUAUCGUAUAAGACGCGUAGCAGCAUGGUGGCGAACUGCACCUCCUGGUUCAGAGCGAACAAAAUCAAGGCGUUCUAUUCGUUAGUGGAUGGUGCGAGUUUCCAAGACGGUGCUACUUCUCUCCUGCAAGCCGCCGGGCUGGGUAAAAUGAGGCCCAAUAUCUUGCUGAUGGGUUACAAGCAAAACUGGGCUUCCUGUUCCCGGGAGAACCUGAAUAUGUACUUCAACGUUAUGCACAAAGCUUUGGACAUGCACAUAGCGGUAGCGCUUCUGCGGAUUCAAGACGGCCUGGAUAGCAAUGCGACUGUUAUAGACGUCGAAGAUCCGAAGAGACUUGCGCCUACAUCGAUACCGGGCAAUCAAAGCUUCUCGCAGCUUAGCCAAGCUAGUAGCACGUCGGAUAUCUCGAUACCCGGUAGUCCUGCGCCGAGGCGUUCGAAGACGAUCAACGAAUAUCCCAAUGCGUCGUCCGAAGAACAACGCGAAACUCGUCCGAACAUAGCGCCAAUCGCCAAGGACAUACUUAACGUAGUAACCAAGUUCCAACGGAAGCACAAGAAAGGCACUAUCGACGUAUGGUGGCUGUACGACGAUGGCGGGUUGACGCUUUUGUUGCCUUACAUCAUCAGCACGAGACGCAAUUGGUCUAACUGCAAACUGAGAGUCUUCGCUCUCGCCAACAAGAACUCCGAGUUGGAAUACGAGCAGAGGAAUAUGGCGAGUCUCCUGUCGAAAUUCAGGAUAGACUAUUCCGCUCUCAAGGUGAUACCGGAUGUCUCCAGGCCGGCGCAAACCAGCACAAAGACGUUCUUCGACUCCUUGAUAGCCGACUUCCAGCAGUCGAUGGGUUCAAAAAAUUCUGAGGAUGACAUCAUCAAAGAUUCGGAACUCAUGGCGAUGAAGGAGAAGACCAACAGACACCUGCGCCUGCGAGAGCUGUUGCUGGAGAAUUCUAUGGAGGCCAAUUUGGUCGUCAUGACGCUACCGAUGCCAAGGAAAGGUGCUGUAUCAGCGCCUCUUUACAUGGCGUGGUUAGAGACACUGACACGCGAUAUGCCGCCAUUCCUAUUGGUGCGGGGUAACCACACGUCGGUUUUAACGUUUUAUUCAUAAUGAUGUGAGAAGUGGAUUGACAAAGUUGGAAGAAAGAAAAGGAAACGCGCAAAGAUAUUGGUCCGCGGCUGGCGACAACGGUGCCGCGGUAUUACAAGCAAAAUGAAAAAGAUUUAAUCAACUAUGUACGUGGAAAACUGAUUCGACUAUCGUAGAACGAAAGAUUCGGUGAUAUAUCUUCAAUGCUAUUGACGAACUUGCCUUCGAUUAUGCGCGUGUAAAUGCUGAGUUUGUGAGUGAAUCGCUAUUGAAAAAUGUGUGCCUAUGAUAAGCAAUCUUCAUAUCGGAAAAAUAUUCGGACUCAUUACAGCAGAAGACUGUAUUAUUUUUGUAACAUUUAAGUAGUAGGAUGUUAUUCGAUUUUAAAGGAACUUUGACGUGAAUCUCUACGACGGGGAAACCGUACCAAUUAUACUUGAUCUAUGCUUUAUAAAUACUUAAAAUAAACGAUGAAAUAAGCGAGAAAGAGAGAAUGAGAGCUGUAAAUGACAAUUACAUUUGCAAUCCAUAGCAUUAAUUUCAUUCGUUCGUCAUGCAAUUUUCCCUUAUUCGUGUCUUAUCUUAAACCACCGUAUUUUAUACGUGAGGACAUACGAAAAGGAUGUUCUAAGGGGAACAAUUUUGUUAUUAAUUUCAGAAGAUCGUGAUGCUUUGUUACAAGUCUAUAGUCUAUACACUCAAGAAGGCUACACAAACAUCUUUUAUUAAAAAAGUUGUAUAUUUCUAUAUGAAUUUAUAUGUAAGUUCGACUUCGAGUAUAAAGUGAACCUAUGUCCGAUGUAUCCUAUCAAUACUGCGCUAAAACUAACAGAAUUAAAAGAUUUGUCUGUUUUUCAUUAAUCUUAUAAUCUUAAUACAAUACUUGUUACAAAAGCGGUUUCAACCGUCACAUUACUUUUCAUCGUGAAAAAUAGUAUAAAAACUAAAUGCUGACGCUUAAAACGCAUAUCGAACACGUACAGAAGUUGUAACAGCACUACAGAGAAAGAGCAUUGCUACGAGAUUGCUACAUUGUUAUUGUUGUAUAAAAUACUAAAAAUCAUUAUAGCAACGCUUUGAGCGUUAACAUGGAUCGUAAUUCUAUAUUAUAUAUUUUUCGAUCACUACGAUACUCUUGGUCGCACGUAUCGUGAUCUAAGAACAGUCUAAGCGUGUUACACAGCGUCUCGUAUGUAUAUUAAAUUUUCAUACAGAAAUUUCGCAUCUCGAUUUCUGCUUAAACUUUUAAUUGCGGAACUUCGUUAUAACGAUGUGACACCACAAUAACAACUAUCAGUGCUCUUAUAUAUGAGUAACGUUGCAAUACAUUAUUAGGUGAUAGAGAGAUAUUUAUUUGAAUGUUUCGUGAACACGUUUCAGACUAGUUGCAGUAGAUGCAUUGCCGGGAGUCGGAAUACUGAUAGUAUACGAUUCACAUAUCUCUUUCUAAUUGUGUGAGUUUUGCAAGCUACAAACGACCUAUUAUUGUAGAGAAAUAUUGGUGCAUUAUUAACAAUAUAGUUUGAAUUACAAGUUAAUUUUGAUUCA